AUGUCUGCGAAAAAGUACCAGGUUGUGCUAGCGCGGCACUGCAUCCAUGAAGACUGGGGCUUCGUUUCUGAGGAAAGAGAUCGAGGACGCAUAGUAACUAGCGUGGUCAAGGACGGUCCAGCCGACAGGAGCGGUCUCAAACAAGGUUCGGCCAUUCUACAGUGGUCCAGGUGGCGCAUCGACUGGGGAAAGUCCGUCAGUAAAAACCUGACGAGGUUCAUGGAUAAGUACCAUACUAAUGGAUUAGUCCUCUUAUUCCAAGUGUCCCACACUUUGACUACAGUCCAGAAGUGCGAACACGAAGGAAGGAACCAGGUGCUUCGAAACAUGUACCCCGAGCUUCGUAGUGAUUGCAGUUGCUUGCGCCUUGGUAUUCUCGACUGGUAUGUGAGCACAAAGAUCCUCUUGUAUAACCACAAGCGCUCGAUGAUUCCUGCGCUGGGUGAAUGCACGCACGAGGAAAUCCUUGCUGACAUCCACAAGAGCGAUGACGACGACGAAACUACAUCGCACAAGCGCAAGCGAGUGUAG
Messenger RNA from Aphanomyces astaci, 531 nucleotides. RefSeq lists its product as hypothetical. The transcript has 2 exons. Gene Ontology annotation, molecular function: protein binding. Bases 1 to 531 code for a protein of 176 amino acids. NCBI's taxonomy places the organism in Eukaryota, Oomycota, Saprolegniomycetes, Saprolegniales, Verrucalvaceae. The record is from RefSeq and is a predicted model, not a curated record.